CCCUCGAGCGCGGGGCUCAUCACGCGAUGCGAGGGCGUCGGGCCGUACCUGAACCUGUUCGUCGACCGCGCGCGCGUGUUCAAGCUCACCAUGGACGCGGUCGCCGCGAGCGGCGAGACGUACGGGCACACGAACGCCGCGGGAGGGAAGCGAUGCAUCAUCGAGCACACGUCCUCCAACCCGAACGCGCCGCUGCACAUCGGCAACCUGCGGAACGUCAUCAUCGGCGCGCACCUCGCGAAGCUCCAGGCCGCGUGCGGGUACGACGUGAAGCAAGCCUUCUACGUCAACGACCUCGGCGCGCAGAUCGGUCUGACCGCGCUGGCGUACUCGCGCGUCUACGACAAGAUCAAACCCUACAUGAAGAUCGAUCAUUGGAUCGGCGCCAUGUACGCCGUGAUGAACACGUGCCAGGAGCUGCAGACGGUGGGCGCGUCGCUCGCGAGCGCGGGCGGGGACGAGAAGAAGACGAAGGGGAUCGCGGAGUACUUUGACAUUUACCAGGACCUGCGCGAGCGUUUCGAGAAGAUGAUGGUCGUCAUGCUCGAGGACGUGCGUAAGAUCGAGAACAUCAAGGUCGAGGCGGGCAAAUUAAACCUCGCGUACGAGCGCCAGGAGGAGUGGGCGAUCAAGAUUUUCCGGAAGAUGGUGUGCGACUGCCUCACGGGCGUGCAGACGACGUUGUCGACGUACGGCGUGCAGCACGACCAGUUCGACUACGAGUCCGAGCUCGGGUGGGAGGGAAGCAACGAUAAGGUGCUGGCGAUCAUGCGAAACAGCGAUUACUUCGUCCCGCAGACGCAGAAGAACGACAAGGGCGUUCCGCAGGGCGCGUACCUGGACAUGUCGUCGUUCAUCGCGGACCAAGGCUUGAAGACCGGGAAGGGCGGGUACCAGAAAGAGUACCCGCCUCUGUACGUCCUGCGACCGGACGGGUCCACGCUGUACACGUACCGCGACAUCGUGUACUCGUUCAAGAAGGCGUCGCGGAGCGAUCUCAUCCUGAACAUCAUCUGCAGCGAACAAGAGCUCGCGCAGCAAAAGGUUAGCUUAGGGAUGAUGAUGAUGAACCCGGAGAUGAAGGGCCGGCAGUACCACCUGUCGUACGACCUCGUCAAGCUCACGACCGGGAAGAUGUCGGGGCGACGAGGGCGGUACCUCCUCGCGGACGACCUUUACGACGAGCUCAAGACCGUCAUCACGGAGAAGAUGCGGAAGAAGUACGAGGACAAGGGCGAGGUCAUGUCCGCGGAGGAGUUCGACGCGGUGACGCACGAGGUAUCCACGGCGGCGAUGAAGUACGCGUUGCUCAGCGUGUCGUGCCUCACGCAGAUCAACUUCGACAUCGCGAAGAUCACGGACUUCGAGGACGCGUCCGCGCCGUUCAUCCUGUACAACUCCACGCGCGUCGCGUCCGUGGUGAGGAAGUUUGAAGCCAAGGUGAGCGAAGGGAAGUUGCCGGAGUUGCCGCCGCUCGCGGAGGUGGACGCGUCGAAGCUCGACGACGACAAGGAGUGGUUGAUUCUCAUGGAGUACGUCCUCCCGUUCGCGUCGAUGAUCCGCGAGGCUGGGCACGCGAAGCUACCGGAGCCGCCGCAGCUGCCGCAGUACGGGUGCCACAAGGUGUGCGACUUUUUGAACACCAUGGUGCGACAGCUGUCGGGGUACUACGGCCCGCAGGGCGUGCGGAUCUUGCCGACGGACUCGCAGCUGGAGACGGGUUGGGACGGCGUCGCCGCAACGCACGCGAGGGUGCACCUGUGCAAGGCGUUCAAGCAGGUGAUCGACAACGGCCUGCGGUUGCUCAUGAUCGAGCCGCUGGAGAGGAUGUGAGCGCGUCGCGACGGACGCGGCUUUUAAUAUCAUACGAAAGUACGAAGGUACUUUCGUACGAGACACGACCGAGUAAUCUAUC
Micromonas pusilla CCMP1545 is the source of this 1915-nucleotide messenger RNA. RefSeq lists its product as uncharacterized. The transcript is spliced from 2 exons. Lineage: Eukaryota; Viridiplantae; Chlorophyta; Mamiellophyceae; Mamiellales; Mamiellaceae. Gene Ontology annotation, molecular function: arginine-tRNA ligase activity; ATP binding. The record is from RefSeq and is a predicted model, not a curated record. Gene Ontology annotation, biological process: arginyl-tRNA aminoacylation. Bases 91 to 1833 code for a protein of 580 amino acids.